This is a messenger RNA of Colletes gigas, 1624 nucleotides long. Its product is annotated as ras-related and estrogen-regulated growth inhibitor. The record is from RefSeq and is a predicted model, not a curated record. Bases 400 to 1050 code for a protein of 216 amino acids. NCBI's taxonomy places the organism in Eukaryota, Metazoa, Arthropoda, Insecta, Hymenoptera, Colletidae. The transcript has 6 exons. Gene Ontology annotation, molecular function: GTPase activity; GTP binding.
UCGCGAGCCGCCAAAAGAGAAUGGGGAAAGACAGUCGCUCGGGGACCAAGAAGCGCGUCGGACCACGCAACGGAACCGCGAGAUCGUUGGAGAGCACGUGACAUAAACACACGCGAUACAAGGGCGAACCGCGAACCCGUGAAUUUCCGAUAUCGAUUCGUUUCGCACGAUUAAUCGCCACGCCGCGCGGCAUUGUCGUCCAAGAAGAAACUCCGAUGCGACAAUAGCGACGGGGCCGUGUACGAGGCAAAUUCAUAAGCAACCUUUUCUUCGUCGCGAUCGAAACAUUAACGGGACACGAUGUUCGUUUUUCACACGAGUUGAUAGAACGUGCGUCGGGAAAUGGUGAAGAAGCAGUGCGUCGGUGCGUUCUAGGAGACUGUGACAAAUGCGCGGAGUAUGACGUCAAAUGCGAUUAGAGGCAUUCGGAGGAAGAAGAGUUCGCUGUGCGAGGUAAAGGUGGCUGUAAUCGGAGCACCUGGAGUCGGGAAAAGUGCACUGACAGUGAGGUUUCUAACAAGAAGAUACAUCGGGGAAUAUGAUCACCAGUCAGAGAACAGAUACAAACACGAGGUAUUGGUUGACGGCGAACCUAUACUUUUCGAAAUUUUGGACACCUGUCCGAAGAGCGAACUCGAAUUGCCAUCAACGGAAACUCUGCAAUGGGCGGAUGGGUUACUUUUAGUCUACUCGAUAACCGAGCGGGGUUCGUUCAAUUUUGUGAGGAAGGCGAAAGAGACGCUCGCGGUGGCUGAUCCAGAAGCUACGAUGCCCCUUGCUUUAGUGGGAAACAAAGCUGACAUGGUUCACUUAAGACAAGUUAGUACCGAGGAGGGAGAAAUACUCGCGAAAGACUUUGAAUGCUGGUUCAGCGAAGUGUCAGCCGCUGAACAGGUCACCCAAGUCGCAGAGUCUUUCCACGAAUUGUGUCGAGAGGUUUUGGCAGCUAGAAGGAGAAACAAACAAUCUUUAUUGGACAGAAUGCUUGGCAGCAAAGCGACUCGUGCUUAUUCACGGGGUAAAAGUGAUUCGGCACUUCCAAAAGAUUAAUAUUUAUAAUCGCUUAAUUUAUUGGUAUCGAAACGCGUUACUUUUUAAAACAACUACAUAAAAGAAUUUAACGUGAUCACUGUUUUUAAAUAAAAUUUCUGGUGUUUUCUUAAAAAUUGAAAACAAAUGGCAUAUAUUUUAUGCACACAUAGCAUGUACUUAUCAUUGAAAUUAUAAGUACCAAAGAUGUAUGUAAUAUCACAUAACAUUUAUGAUAUCUAUAACAAUAUGUAAACCCUGAACUAUAUGUGAAUUUAAAUAUUUUACAUUGAAAAUUUUUAUCCACAUAACAGCAAUAUACACAUAUAAUCUUUUAAUAUAUUGUCACACUUUUUACUGAAAAAAUUUAUUAUUUCAUUGUAAGUUAAAAUGUAAAUUAACUUACAUAAACAUGCAGCACCAGAUAUGAAUACUGGAGACAAAAUUAACGUUGAACGUUUAUACAUUGUGUGCAAAAUUUAUGACUUAUGUACGCAUAGUUUAGAGAGACGUGGAAACUUAUAUUAGUCGAUCUAUAUUUAUUUUGUACGUACAAUGAGAAUUAUGACAAUAAAUAUUUUACUUAUUUAUUAUA